This is a messenger RNA of Gavia stellata (red-throated loon), 1794 nucleotides long. It is a transcript of the gene SLAIN1, whose product is annotated as SLAIN motif family member 1. The transcript has 8 exons. The coding region runs from base 1 to 1794 and encodes 597 amino acids. Gene Ontology annotation, biological process: microtubule nucleation; positive regulation of microtubule polymerization; cytoplasmic microtubule organization. The record is from RefSeq and is a predicted model, not a curated record. Lineage: Eukaryota; Metazoa; Chordata; Aves; Gaviiformes; Gaviidae. Gene Ontology annotation, cellular component: microtubule plus-end.
AUGGAGGCUGCCUUGCUGAAGCCGGCGAUGAUGGCGGAGGUGAAAGGGAGCGGCGCCGGCGCCGCCGUCAGCGCCGAGCUGGAGGUGAAGAAGCUGCAGGAGCUGGUGCGGAAGCUGGAGAAGCAAAACGAGCAGCUCCGGAGCCGCGCCGCCGCGGUGGCCGCCGGCCCGCCCAGCCCGCACCUGCUGCUGGCCCCGCCGCCGGCCCCCGGCGGGCUGCGCCCCGCCAGCCCCCCCUGCGCGGCGGGCGGCGGUGGGGCCGCGCCGUGCAUGCCCAGCCCGCUGCCCACCCUGCUGUGCGCCGCCGCGCUGGGCCCGCCGGAGCCCCUCGCUUACUUCAAGCCCUCGGCCGGCCUGCCGGCGGCCGGCGGCGGGGGGCAGGAAGCCGGCGGCGGUCCGGGGGCGGCGGCCACGGUGCUGGACGAGGUGGCGGUGCUGGAGCUGGAGGACGGCAGCUGCGGACAGGACGAGGAUACAUGGUUGUAUGUCUUGCCCACCAAGACUCUCACUCCUCAAGAGAAAUCAGUGAGUCCUCUGCAGUGGUGCAGGCGUGUUCUGGAUCAUCCAAGUCCUGAGAUAGAGGCUGCAAAACGUUCUCUAUGCUUUAGAUUGGAACAAGCUAGCCGAUGGCGGAACCUCUUCUCUACACCUGUCUCCUUGGCUUUUCCCUAUAGUCCUGUUGCAAGACUCACCCCAUAUACCAAUGGCUUUAAUAGUCCCAGCUUCUCUAAAACCUCCAGUAAAGCAAUACUAACACCUGAACGGACAGGUUACAUUUCUAGGAGUUCCCCUUUGAGCCCACAGUCAUCAAUAGACAGUGAACUGAGCACCUCGGAGUUGGAGGAUGAUUCCAUCUCCAUGGGAUACAAGCUGCAGGACCUCACCGAUGUUCAGAUCAUGGCCCGUCUACAGGAGGAGAGCCUUAGGCAAGAUUAUGCUUCGACUUCAGCAUCUGUGUCAAGGCACAGUUCGAGCGUCUCUCUGCAUGCGGGAAAGAAAGGGACAUGUGGUGACCAGGAAUACGAUCGCUAUAGUCUUGAGGACGAGGAAGAGUUUGACCACCUCCCGCCUCCGCAGCCACGACUGACUCGCUGCUCCCCCUUCCAGAGAGGGAUUCCUCACUCACAGACUUUCUCCAGUAUCCGGGACUGCAGGAGGAGCCCUACCUCCCCACACUUCCCUUCAAAUAAUUAUCAGCAGCCCUACUGCUCUCCUCAAGCCCAAACUCCAGAGCAGCAACCGAAUAGGAUUAAUGGAGAUAAACUUCGAAGAAGCAUGCCUAACCUCGCUCGGAUGCCAAGUACCCCCACCAUUAACAGUAAUGCUGGCUUUGCUAGUUCUCCAGUCACUGUGAGGAACAGUCAGAGCUUUGACUCCAAUUUGCAUGGAGCGAGUAAUGGGAUUUCAAGGAUGCAGUCAUGUAUUCCAUCACCAGGGCAGCUUCAACACAGAGUUCACAGUGUGGGACAUUUUCCAGUGUCUGUCAGACAGCCUCUCAAAGCUACUGCCUACGUAAGCCCAACUGUACAAGGUAGUAGUAAUAGUAGUAGCAGUAUUCCAGUGUCCAACAACUUGCAGUUAUAUUCUAACACUGGGAUCCCAAUGCCAAACAAGACUGCCAGUCAAGGGAUUGUAGGGCGCAGUGCUCUUCCAAGACCAUCGCUGGCCAUCAAUGGGAGUGGCAUACCCAGAAGUAAAAUUGCACAGCCAGUUCGAAGUUUUCUUCAGCCUCCAAAGCCACUUUCGUCACUCAGCACGAUGCGAGAUGGGAACUGGAGAGACGGCUGCUAUUGA